AUGACAUUCUAUGGAGCUUUAACACUACUGUUAGUGAUUUCCUGUGUGUUUUUAGCCUCCCAAACUGUAUUUUCUUAUGGAUUACAGAAGUUCAUUUCAUGGAAUGAUCUGAGAGUUGAUAUGAAGUAUAAGAAUUCAAAUUCCAUGAAUGAGGGAGGAAGAGGAGUCCUGUUUGUUUCCAAGGAUGGCGCCGGGCAUUCGAAGACUGUACAAGGAGCUGUAGAUAUGGUUCCUGCAGGAAAUCAGCAUAGAAUCAAGAUCUAUAUAUCUCCAGGAGUUUAUAGGUCAGUAUUAGCAAGAGAGAAGGUGCUUGUUCCAGUCACCAAGCCUUACAUAUCCUUCGUUGGAAAUCAAAGUGGGGAAACUGUGAUUUCAUGGAGUCUUAGAGCAUCUGAUUAUGAUUCAGCUGGUCAGGCUGUGGGCACCUCAGCUUCUGCUUCUGUAGCCAUAGAAGCUGAUUAUUUCUGUGCCAAUGGAAUAACUUUUGAGAAUACAGCUCCAGGUGCACCGGCAGGAGCAUCAGGAAUGCAGGCAGUGGCACUGAGACUUGCAGGUGACAAAGCCAUGCUCUACCGAUGCCGAAUAUUAGGCCAUCAAGACACACUAUUUGAUCAAAUAGGAAGACAUUUUUUCUAUGAAUGUUACAUCCAAGGAUCCAUUGACUUCAUAUUUGGGAGUGCAAGGUCAUUGUAUCAGGAAUGUACUCUUCAUGUAGUUGCUGAAACCUAUGGAGCGAUCGCCGCCUCACAGAGGAAUUCGCCGUUCGACGAUUCAGGAUUUUCUUUCCAAGGAUGUAAACUAUAUGGAACUGGGAUGGUCUACUUAGGGAGAGCUUGGGGAAAGUAUGCAAGGAUUGUAUAUUCUUACUGUCAGCUUGAAGGCAUUAUUCUAUCUCAGGGCUGGAAUGACUGGGAAGAUUCAACGAGGCAAAGCACUGUAUGGUUUGGAGAAUUCAACUGCAGUGGAAGAGGAGCAGAUUUGAGUAAUAGAGUGCCAUGGGCCAGAUCACUUACAUAUGAAGAAGCAAAACCGUUCUUAGACAAGCACUAUAUUGAUGGCCAUCAAUGGCUGAGUCUGUGA
Molecule: messenger RNA, 1080 nt
Organism: Dendrobium catenatum
Lineage: Eukaryota; Viridiplantae; Streptophyta; Magnoliopsida; Asparagales; Orchidaceae
Product: pectinesterase QRT1
Exons: 5
Coding region: 1-1080 (359 amino acids)
Biological process (GO): cell wall modification
Molecular function (GO): pectinesterase activity
Source: RefSeq, a predicted model, not a curated record